Chanos chanos (milkfish) is the source of this 675-nucleotide messenger RNA. RefSeq names its product claudin-8-like. Gene Ontology annotation, cellular component: bicellular tight junction; membrane. The transcript has a single exon. Gene Ontology annotation, molecular function: structural molecule activity. The record is from RefSeq and is a predicted model, not a curated record. Lineage: Eukaryota; Metazoa; Chordata; Actinopteri; Gonorynchiformes; Chanidae. Bases 1 to 675 code for a protein of 224 amino acids.
AUGAGAGGGAAACUGGAAACCCUGGCCAUGGUCCUGGGCUUCGUCGGCCUCGUGGGGACCGUGGUUGCCACCGCGAUGCCCAUGUGGAGGGUGAGCGCCUUCAUAGGAGCCAACAUCAUCGUCAUGGAAACAAUUUGGGAAGGUCUAUGGAUGACCUGUGCCUAUCAGACAGAUAUUCGCAUGCAGUGUAGGCAGUACUACUCUUGGCUAAUCCUACCUCCAGAGAUGCAGGCAGCGCGGGUCCUCAUGUGUGUGUCUGUGAUCCUGGCUUUUUUUGCCGUGCUGGUGGCAGGUUGCGGUGUGAGGAGCACCAACUGUUGUAAGGAUAACGAGAGAGGCAAAAACAUCGUCCUGGUGGUCGGGGCGUGCAUGUUCUUGCUCUCCUGUCUCUGCACCAUGAUUCCCGUAGCUUGGACCACUCACACCAUCAUCUGGAACUUCUACAACCCCGAGGUGAUCGACGCCGAGAAACACGAGAUCGGAGCGGCGAUCUACGUCGGCUGGGCCACCUGCGGAGUUCUCCUGGCCGCCGGGGUGAUCCUGAUCUGUCGUUACUGCCCCCGCCAGCAAAAGGAAGAGGGGGUGUACUACGCUCCAACGAGUGCUGAGAGACAGAGUAUGGUUCACCUGGAGCGCAAAUCAAAUGGCUCCUUUAAAACUAUGCAAUAUGUCUAA